CCGCCGUGCUCCCCGCCCAGCUCCGGCUCGGACGCGCUUCGGUCCGCGUGCUCUAUGGGGAAAGCGGCCGCUCAGAGUCGAGGCGGCGGCUGCAGCGGCCGCUCGCGAGGGCUGUCGUCACUGUUCACUGUUGUCCCCUGCUUGUCGUGCCACACGGCGGCUCCAGGCAUGAGCGCUGCCACGUCCGGCUCCGGGCUGGAGCCCAAGCCUCAGCCCCAGCUGGGUCCGGCCCCGGAGCGGGAGUCAUCGGAACGCGUGCGGAGAUCCGACCCUGGGUCCAGGACGUCGCCUGAGCCUCAGCCAGGCUCUGAGCAGGGAACGGAACUCCAGGGGCUGCGGCCGAGGUCAGAGUCGGCCCCCGGUGCAGCGGCUGGGUCGUUCACCAGGACCUUAGCAGAGCAGCUGACCCCGCUGGGGUCAGUAGUGGAGAGCGAGCUCCUGUUCAAACCCGAGUCGUUGUCAGUGCCAAAGCCCCUGCCUCUUCUGCGACCAGGACAGGCGAAGACGCCUCCUGGGCUUUCAGUGUCAGGCACUGGCUCGAUCUCCAGUGACCCAGUGGUCUCUCUGCCUCUGGACAGCUACAAGGGCUGGCUUCUCAAGUGGACCAACUACCUGAAGGGCUACCAACGCCGCUGGUUUGUGCUCGGCAAUGGUCUGCUCUCCUACUACAGAAACCAGGGUGAAAUGGCCCACACCUGCCGUGGAACCAUCAACCUGGCCACUGUGCACAUCGGCACAGAAGACUCCUGUGGUAUCUUGCUGACCAGUGGAGCAAGGAACUACCACCUCAAGGGCAGCUCAGAGGUGGACCGGCAGCAGUGGAUCACUGCCCUGGAGCUGGCUAAGGCCAAGGCUGUCCGCAUGAUGAACACCCAUUCAGAUGACUCUGGGGACGACGACGAAGGGAGUACCUCCCCAACUGACAAGAGCGAGCUCCAGCACACACUGAAGAAUCUCUCCCUGAAGUUAGAUGACCUUAGCACAUGCAAUGAUCUCAUUGCCAAGCAUGGGGCGGCACUCCAGCGCUCCCUGAAUGAGCUGGACAGCCUCAAGAUUCCCUCGGAGAGUGGGGAGAAGCUGAAGGUUGUGAAUGAGCGGGCCACCCUCUUCCGAAUCACAUCCAAUGCUAUGAUCAACGCCUGCAGGGACUUCUUGGAAUUAGCUGAGAUACACAGCCGGAAAUGGCAGCGGGCACUGCAGUAUGAGCAGGAGCAGCGUGUCCAUUUGGAAGAGACCAUUGAACAGUUGGCCAAGCAGCACAACAGCCUUGAGCGGGCCUUCCGCAGUGGCCCUGGUUGGCCUGCCAACUCCAGCAAGAGCUUCAGCGAGGGAAGCCUCUUGACUCUCAAAGGAGAGGAUAGUGAGGAAGAUGAAGAUACCGAGUACUUUGAUGCCAUGGAAGACUCUACAUCCUUCAUCACCGUGAUCACUGAGGCCAGUGAAGAUAGAAAAGCUGAAGGUGGAACCAGCACAGGUGGAACUGUAGAUUGGACCACGGCAGACAAUGUAAGUGAGGUGCUAGAUGGUGCCUCACUUGUGCCCAAGGGCUCAUACAAAGUCAAGAGGCGCGCCCGCAUCCCUGACAAGCCCAACUACAGCCUUAACCUUUGGAGCAUCAUGAAGAACUGCAUUGGUCGUGAGCUCUCCAGGAUCCCCAUGCCAGUGAACUUCAAUGAGCCCCUGUCCAUGCUCCAGCGGCUGACCGAGGACCUAGAGUACCACCACCUGCUGGACAAGGCGGUACACUGCUCCAGUUCCGUGGAGCAGAUGUGCCUGGUGGCUGCCUUCUCUAUAUCCUCCUAUUCCACCACUGUGCACCGCAUAGCCAAGCCCUUCAACCCCAUGUUGGGGGAGACCUUUGAGCUGGACCGCCUGGAAGACAUGGGCCUGCGCUCCCUCUGUGAGCAGGUGAGCCACCACCCCCCAUCAGCUGCCCACUAUGCAUUUUCUAAGCACGGCUGGAGCCUCUGGCAGGAGAUCACCAUCGCCAGCAAGUUCCGGGGAAAAUAUAUCUCCAUCAUGCCACUAGGUGCCAUUCACUUAGAGUUCCAGGCCAGUGGAAAUCACUAUGUAUGGAGGAAGAGCACCUCAACUGUGCACAACAUCAUCGUGGGCAAGCUCUGGAUCGACCAGUCAGGGGACAUUGAGAUUGUGAACCAUAAGACCAAUGACCGAUGCCAGGUGAAGUUUGUGCCCUACAGCUACUUCUCCAAAGAGGCAGCCCGAAAGGUGACUGGAGUGGUGAGUGAUAGCCAGGGAAAGGUCCACUACGUGCUGUCAGGCUCAUGGGAUGAGCAGAUGGAAUGCUCCAAGGUCGUGCAGAGCAGCCCCAGCAGCCCCAGCUCUGAUGGGAAGCAGAAGACAGUGUACCAGACCCUACCAGCCAAGCUGCUGUGGAGGAAAUACCCGCUUCCGGAGAACGCGGAGAACAUGUACUACUUCUCUGAGCUUGCACUGACCCUCAACGAGCCCGAGAGCGGAGUGGCGCCCACUGACAGCCGCCUGCGGCCGGACCAGCGGCUGAUGGAAGAGGGACGCUGGGACCAGGCCAACACCGAGAAGCAGCGGCUGGAAGAGAAGCAGCGCCUGUCGCGGCGCCGCAGACUGGAGAUCUGCACACCAGGCCGAAGCUGCGGCAUGGAGGAAGCAGAGAAGGAGUCAGAUGGGUAUGUCCCGCUGUGGUUCGAGAAGAGACUGGACCCGCACACCAGAGAGACGGCCUACGUGUACAAGGGUGGCUACUGGGAGGCCAAGGAGAAGCAGGACUGGCAGUCGUGCCCCAACAUCUUCUGAGUGCCACCCCUGCAGCGAAACACAAGGCCUGCACAGCCAGGCCCACCUUUUCUUUCAUGCACUCAAUUCAAUACUGAAUGCCUCCCCCUAUUUUCUUUCCUCUUCCCUGCCCCCUUACAGGAAAACGUUUGGGGCGCUCCUACCUUAGAAGGGGGAAGUGCUGGCCCGGGUUCUCUCCAUCUCCUAGGUGCACCGGGUCACCUGUGCCCCUUCACCAUGGUCUUGGGCCCCAUGGGCACCCCAGCUCCCACUUAUAACUCAGGCUGGCUGGCCUAGGCCAUGGGAUGCCCAGGUCACCAGCCCCAACCCAGGGAGGAGCUGGCCCUUCCCUGGGAACCUCUUUUCACUUUUUUAGAAAAAGAAAAAUGACCUUCCUUUCUUUCCAGCCGUGAUGUUUAGUAUUUUUAGUACAGCACUUAGCAGACAGCCUUCCAAGUGUGCUUUCUUGCCACAAAAUUGACCUGGCAAGAAUCCCUUUUUAAGACAUCAGGAAGCCAGACCCCUUUGAAUUGGGAACAUUUUGUAGCUCAACAUGGAAGGCCCGCUUUCUACCUGAGCUACCCAUCCACCUGGAGCAGAAGGGGUCUGCCCUGGGCCAGCGGAGCACAAAUGGUCUUUGGAGUGACAAUCCGUGAUUGGGGUGGGGGACUCCUGAGCGCCCCCGUGUGGACUGAGGACAGCAGCUCCUUGCCCAGUGUUGGCCAUGCUGGGGCAGCACCCUAGCCCCAACCUGGCCAGAAAGGGCGGAAAGAGAGCGCCCACCGGUGCUCCUCAUCCUGAGAACCAGGCCCCAAGUCAGCAAUAACAAACAAACCCUCUGCACAGCCUGGGCUGGUGACCCGGGCACCACAGACCUGGUAUCCCACCUCAUCCUCAGGUGGCUCCAGGGGUGGCCCGUCUCAGCACCCCCUGAACUCUUAUUUGCCUAAUUUAUAUAUAUAUAUAUGAGAUAUAUAAAUAUAUAAUAGCUAUUUUGCUUAAAUUUCUAUAGUAUGUAAAAGUGAAAAAUGAUGAAGACAGGGCACACCUGUCUGAGUUUGGCUCCCAUAAGCUGUGCCCUGCCCUCUCCUCAGACCCCUCCAGUGGCUUCUGCUAACCUUAAGGGGACUGGGCCACUGUGGCCACGGUCCCAGCCCUCAGAAACCCCUGCUCCAACUUUUCCCACUUCAGUUUGGUCCUGAAAGUUCACUGUGGGGGUUUUUCUUUCUACUCUAGGACUGGUUUUUUUUAUAAAAAACAAAAACAAAAACAAAAAACAAAAGUGAAAACACCAACGUGUGAAAUGCCUUAUGAUGCCCACUCCAGAAGGGCGGGCUGGGGGGCCGUGGAGCCUCCCCUCAGAGCUAUGGAACGGAGCUUCCUGACACUGUUUGUGAGCAAGCAGCUUUUGACCCCUAAUAAAAACCCUUGGCUUUGGAUUUUCCACUACCCUAUCCCUGAGUCUAUCUGUGGCUGGAGGAAGGGGACUAACAAAGGCAGCAGAUGACAGUCCUGGGGCAGCAUGGGGGAAGGAUGGUGGGGCUUUGUUCUGCUAGGUCUGUGCCAGGAAGGCUGCCCAGGGCUGAGCGAGCACCAUGUAUCACCAACCUAAGGGAAAGGUCACAGCUCUGCCAGGGGCUACCCUGAUGACUGCACCCAGUCUGCAUCAUCCCAGAAAGGCAGUGUGUGAGUCAACUGGAGACCUCCAGGGGCCCCUUUCUGUCCCUCAGUUUCUGGGGCUGUCUAGGAUGGGGUCAAGGCACCCACAGCCCUCCAUGAGUGUUAUGGUUUAGAUCCAAACCGUCCCUCCAAAGAUGGCUGGAUCAUGGGGCACUGUACUUACGGGCAAAUUCAUCUACCGGUGAGUUUAGUGGCUGAGGAUCCUGUUGGGAAGUGAGGCCUGACCAAAAGAGGGGAGUCACUGCAGGUGUGACCUGGAAGGGUGUGUCUCUCUCUCCCUGCUCCCUGCUUCCUGGCUGCCAUGACAUAAGCAACUUUCUAUUAGCAGGCUCUUCUCAUGCUGGGGUUUUUUUCAACCAUGCAUGGACUGGGAAUUCUGUGUCACAGUUCACAACCUGGCACACCACAACAAGUGAGAGAUUACUCAGAGUCAAUGUCCAAACUCUAAGAAGGUCCAGAGGGACUGCCCUUAACAGAGACCCCCAGCAGUGGGAGAGCCUCAUAAAGACAGCCCUGAACUGAAGCUUCUGUGGAUUUUUAUUGAUAGAAUCAGAAAACAUGGAUAAAGGUCAAAAGAAGGACAUCUGUACAGGAAUUCAUGUAGGGGACAGGGGAAGAACAGGAUGGUCUAUUACUUUAUUGACCUUAGGGACAAUCUAAGUCAUAAAUCAUUCUGAUUUAUGAGUAUGGGGAAGAGAGGGCCAGACCAUUCAUUCCUUAAGGCAGUGCGUUUUGAUUCUACUUGGAUUUUUGGCCCUGUAGGCUAUCUUUUAAUCUCUAACCAUGUGUUCUGGGAGAUUUUGGAUGUGUGGCUCCAGAAGUCCCUUGUCUCUGCAUCUCAUACAUGCCUCUGGCCAACACCCCCACACCUCUGAAACUGUGAACCAAAAUAAACCUCUCCUCCCUUAAGUUGUGGGUGUUGGGUACUGU
This is a messenger RNA of Chinchilla lanigera (long-tailed chinchilla), 5382 nucleotides long. It is a transcript of the gene Osbp2, whose product is annotated as oxysterol binding protein 2. Lineage: Eukaryota; Metazoa; Chordata; Mammalia; Rodentia; Chinchillidae. Bases 55 to 2793 code for a protein of 912 amino acids. Gene Ontology annotation, molecular function: cholesterol binding. The record is from RefSeq and is a predicted model, not a curated record. Gene Ontology annotation, cellular component: intracellular membrane-bounded organelle; membrane; cytosol. The transcript is spliced from 14 exons.